GAAGUCACUGAAGCUGCCGUGCGUGGCGUCGUCGCACACGAAGAAUGCGGGCGAGCUCACGUGGCACGCGCCGUAGAGCUUGAGCACGAGUGGGUGGUCGAGUCGUCUCCAGACGUCCACCUCGGCGUCGUCUACCAGCAGGCACUUGACCACGAUCUUGGUGCCCCGUACGAGUCGAAGUCCACGUCGUCGCGCGGGAUGAACCACUCGGGGACGCCCACGUCUGCUCCUGCUCCUGUAGCUGUUGACGACGCGCCCGUGGCUGCCAGGCGCUCACCCAACGGGCAGCCUGCCGGCCGCCCUGCCGUGGGCGAAUUGACCGCAACAAGCGGACCCCUCGGACACUUGGCCCCCAUUUCCCCCGCAGAGGUGACCCAAGUGACUCGCUCGCCGGCUUCCUCCUUCCACCUCUUCAUCCAAAACGUCGAUGGACACGAGCACACUCACCACGUGAACCGACUGUCGGUGGUUGAGUCUGUGGACUCGGAGCCGCGCAAGCCUAACAAGACACGAGCCAAGUGCUGCAGCAACCUGAGCUUCGAGAACCCCUGGGUCCAAAAGAUCACGGCUCUGGCGGUCGGUGUCCCGGGCGGCAUCCUGGGCGUACUGCCCGCUGUGGUGCUCAACAACUGGCUCAAGUCGACCGCCUACCUCGGGUCCUUCUGCAUCGCCUCCAUCAUCACAAUGGGAGGCUUUGCCGCGCUGUACGGGGAAGUGACCGGUCGACUCGGGGGCAGUUCACUCGUGAUGGACCUGCGGGUCGGCUUCAUCUCGGCCUCCUUCUCCUUCGUCGUGGGCAUCGUUUUCCAGGCCACGGGCCUCAUGAGCGUCAUCUUUGGCGAGUAA
This is a messenger RNA of Phytophthora sojae, 846 nucleotides long. RefSeq lists its product as hypothetical. The transcript is spliced from 4 exons. The record is from RefSeq and is a predicted model, not a curated record. The annotation marks the transcript as partial. NCBI's taxonomy places the organism in Eukaryota, Oomycota, Peronosporomycetes, Peronosporales, Peronosporaceae.